AUGGAUCGUUUGGACGUCGACCAGCCGCGUGUUCCUCGUUUAGAGCAUGGCCUCGAUCGCGUUCUCUUUAACCCAGGCGUUCACACAUUGCAAGAUAGGCGCUCGAGGGUCUACAACUUCGAUCCAUACCUCCAAAAGAUCAUGCCGGUCACAGAGUUUGAUUAUGAUGCUCUGACUGCCUACAAGACUUCUUCCCAGGACAAUUUCCUGUCAGAAUUUGCCAAAAAGCACGGCAAGAAAUAUGUUGGCUCUACCUCGAGCAUGACAAGCACACUGGCUCACUUCCACUACCUUCUCUCCGCCUGGCGCAAAAUCAACACGGACAUGUUAUCCAGGGAUUUUCCCGACACAUUGCAAAGCUUCACUGCACUCAAUCGUACACCCACAUUCAUGUUCUUAAGACGUAAAGGUGACACUUACGCUAUCGAUGCUGACAAGGAAUUCGAUGGUGCCAAUGUCCUUAUGUUGCUUGGAAGAUCCAUGGAGAAACUCAUGACUUUGCCAACCUCCGAGUUUGAGAGGUACAGAAAGGACAAGUCCGACGGAAUUUCUGAGGUUGAGCGAAACAAACCCGAAGCUUACCACUACUCCUCACUCGGUGACUUCUUGCUUCGAUCGCAGUUGGACGCUCAAGAUGAUCGUCUACCUGGAACUGGCAUGUUCGAUAUCAAAACGCGCGCUGUCCUUCCAGUCCGUAUGCGCUCUGGUGACCACGAGCCAAUGACCGGAUAUGAGAUUAGCCAAGCUCAAGGUCAGUAUGAGAGCUUUGAGAGAGAGUAUUACGAUAUGAUGCGCGGUACUGCACUCAAGUAUUCUCUGCAAGCUCGCAUGGGACAUAUGGACGGCAUUUUUGUUGCGUACCACAAUGUCAAGCGCAUCUUUGGCUUCCAGUACAUCAGUAUGAGUGAGCUUGAUCAAGCUCUUCACGGAACACCUGAUACCACUUUGGGCGACCGUGAAUUCAACUUGAGCAUCGGCUUGCUAAAUGAGAUUCUGAACAAGGUCACCGAGAAGUUCCCUGAUCAGUCUAUUCGUUUCUGCUUCGAAACCAAAGCCGCUGAAGUCCUUCCAUCCAUGCAUAUAUAUGCAGAGCCCAUGAGUGAAGAGGAUAUUGACACGAUUCAGAACUCACAAAAAGAAAAGAUUGCCAAGUGGGAACGUAAUUUGCGUGAUCCAGCGUACAAGCUGAAACAGCAACAAGCCGACGAUCUGGCCAAGGAAGACGACGACGCCGCCAAUGGCUUUGGAGAUUCGAGCAGUGAUUUGGUUCAGGAAUCCGCUAAGAAGGAGGUGUCACAGGCUGAACCAGCGUCAACUUCGUCUGAAGCCGGGUCAGAGACGACCGUUGCACAGGAUUCAAAGGGCACUGGAAAAGAUACAAUCGUCAAGGAUAUUGAAAAUGUCUCCACGGCUUCAGAGUCAGAAGGAGAAGUGGAACCAGACGAAGACAAGCCAAUUCUAGGGUUGGUACUCACGGUGCGUUCCAAAGUCAACGACGAAUACGUCGAACGGCCAGAGAACCUCAGGAAACACCAGAACUGGACUAUCGACUACAGCUUGACCGAAAAAUCAGAUCAGGUGGCACGGAGAGAAUACGCAGGAGCUAAGGUCCGACGCAAGAAGACAUAUGCAAAGCUCAACAGCAACCUCGACAAGACAGAUCCCGACAGCACAGAGUCGAGUUACAAUAUUGCCUAUAUCGAUAUGCUGAAGGAACUCAGUGAGAAGGGCAGAAAGAUGAGGGCUGGAAUUGAUCAAAAGACAGCGAACCAGCCGAAGAUCGUGGUUGGUAUGCCAUAUGUCAAGCCUGAGAAGAGUCAGAAUGUGGACACAGAUGAUGUGAGCAUCGAGCGUGUAGGCGAUUAUUUGACAUGGCUUUACAAACAAAAGCCAUCUUCCGCUGAGGAGGCAUGA
Messenger RNA from Aureobasidium namibiae CBS 147.97, 1914 nucleotides. Its product is annotated as Pet127-domain-containing protein. The transcript has 2 exons. The record is from RefSeq and is a predicted model, not a curated record. Bases 1 to 1914 code for a protein of 637 amino acids. NCBI's taxonomy places the organism in Eukaryota, Fungi, Ascomycota, Dothideomycetes, Dothideales, Saccotheciaceae. Gene Ontology annotation, biological process: mitochondrial RNA 5'-end processing. Gene Ontology annotation, cellular component: mitochondrial envelope; mitochondrion.